Messenger RNA from Cadophora gregata, 2283 nucleotides. RefSeq lists its product as uncharacterized. The transcript is spliced from 3 exons. The record is from RefSeq and is a predicted model, not a curated record. NCBI's taxonomy places the organism in Eukaryota, Fungi, Ascomycota, Leotiomycetes, Helotiales, Ploettnerulaceae. The coding region runs from base 328 to 2283 and encodes 651 amino acids.
CACCCACCCCCAGCCCCAGCCCAGUCCAGCCCAGCCUUGGACGGCAAGGAGUGCCGAAGUGCCGUUACCCGCAGCCAAGCACGCAGCCUUGCGACGCUCUAACCAAUGACACAGCCGCUGCUGCACAAUGAUCAUCUCACUUGCUCUUGAGUUUACUCACCGCCCAUUUCUGCCGGCACUCAGUUUCGGAAUGGGCAGAACGAAGGCGGUGAGCUUAAAUUUACCUAUUCCCAACACAAGCAUACGACAUCACAGCGACUCUCAGAUCAACAAAAUCGUCGCUUCAAACUUCGAUACCACUAUACUGAUACGGAUCAUCUUCUAAAAAUGGCAGAACCUUCGUCAGAAUUGAGGAGUGCUGACGAAAACAACACGGCUCUUAAAGAUCCGGUCGCAACUUUUCACAAGAUGCAAGAGCUUCUCAAGGCUAAGAACGACACAUCCAGAUUCGUUGGUCUUGCUCUUCUCAAAACAGUUCUAGAUAAUGGUCAACUCAUCAACGAUCCGCAAAAGCUUCGCGUCCUGUGGGAAGCGUUAUCUCUAAAGUUUUUAGAUCGGCUUCUUCGAGCCCAGCAAAAUGAGAAAGUCAGCAAGGCAGACGCGAAGGACAUGGUUGACUUGGCAGUAGCCGUCCUUCACACCUUCUCUAUCCUGUUACCAGAAGAAUCUCGGAGAGAGAAAAGACUGACCGCACGGACAGCUCCUCUUAUAAAAGCACUGACUCAGAGUCCCCCAGAGACCACGAAGCUUAUUCUGCAAACUAUUUUGACCAUCGUCAGCCAGCGCGAGGGUGCUUUGGAGUUUCUAGCAGUAGAAGAUCUGUCUCCGUUGAUUGAGAUCUCCAAUCAGCACCCUCUCGUGCUCGAAAUCUUUAGCUUCGCUUGGACAAAUGCAUCUACUGUCACUGCAGAAGUCGAGGCUGUCAGAAAGAGCAUCAAUCAAGUGAUUCCAGCAAUGAUCGUUAACUUCAAGGGGACCGAUGCGGUGACUUUCAUCGAUUUUGUUGGAAACAUGCUACCUAAGCUGGAGCCAAAAGCUAUCCCUCGAAACCCCAAGUGGUUAGCACCUCUGAUCCUGAUGUUGCGGAAACUUGUUGCAAGUAAGCCUACCGCAGCUGGAAGAGCAGCAUAUACCCAACUCGCAGCGGCUCUGUUGCAGACGUAUCCCGUUACUUGUCCCUCCAUGCUGUUCAAGCACGAUGCUGCUGGCAACUCGGAUAGCAAGCCUUUUUCCUACUUGCUGGUCAAUCUCCUGCUCAUUGAUGUCCGCUCUUCGUUCCCCUCUUUACUUGCGAAGUUGAACAGCGAAGAAUAUCCAGCGAUAUCUCAACGGUUAGCUGCCGCUUUUGAUGUCAUCUCAAGCUUCAUCGGGUUUCUUGUCCGAAGUCUUGACGAUGAAAGCUUCUCGGCAUUUAGCAUGACCCCUGACCUACUAUUGAAACUCCGGAAAGAUAUUGCUGAAACAAUGUCACUCAACAUCGAGUAUCUUCGCGACAGAUGGGAUGCUUCUAUUGCUGGCGCUUCUGGCCUGCAUCCAUCGGCUCGAACUGGAACCGCCGCGACAUCCGAGGGCACCAGACUUACUCUGACUUGGGAAUCUAUGAAAGACAAUGUCAACUCGGACCCGCUUAUUUUAGCCGGGAUCAGGGCCCUGGCGAUAUGGAUUCGCGAGGAUGAGAACGAGAAUCUUCGCAACGAAACCGCAGGUCUUAUGGAUAUGUAUAUGGAACUCUACAAAUCUAGCUCACAAGGCACGCUUGAUUUCCGCUAUCCAAUUCUGCUUGCUUUGGAAGCUGUCAUGGUUACCGAGGAAGGGAUCGAUGGAUUUCUGGGCCAAGAUGGGUGGCAAGUGCUAGUUGAAGACCUCAGAUCGAUUCUUAAGUCUACGACGGAGCACAGUACUCUUAACAAUCCUUCUCCUGAUGCCAGUCGAGGACUUCAAAUUGUCCGAGUCUUGCUUGCUAUCAUUGACCACGAGGCCACGUCUUUCCCACGCGAAGACUGGAUGGCUAUCGUCACAACAACAACAUCUAUGCAGGUUCUUGCAUCAACAACCUCAGCUGUUGUUCUCGAGUUCCACACUGCCAUGUUACAACUCUCAUCGGCACUUCUCUCCAAGUCAUCUGGUGGAAUGACGAAGCGCUAUGUUACGAGUAUACCAGCUCUCUGUGGACUUGUGGAGCAGCUGAAAGCCGUUGUCAAGAGCUUGGAUGACAAGGUCGAGUCAAGCGAACUAAUUGGACUACUGGAUGAUGUUGCCCUUGAUCUGGAGAAUCUGCGAUAA